This is a messenger RNA of Homarus americanus (American lobster), 567 nucleotides long. RefSeq names its product creatinase-like. Bases 259 to 552 code for a protein of 97 amino acids. The record is from RefSeq and is a predicted model, not a curated record. The transcript is spliced from 2 exons. Lineage: Eukaryota; Metazoa; Arthropoda; Malacostraca; Decapoda; Nephropidae.
CUAACUUUCGGUCAACCUUCCCGGACUUUAACAGUACUGGAGUGAGCGGGUCCCUGCCUGGGGGUCCCGUCAUUACAUGGUAAAAGAACAGUUGAGUAUUGCAGGUACUACACGGCACUAGAGAGGACUUGGUUCUUAGACCACUGCAGCGAUGCCCAUCUCAAGGUGUGGGAAGCCAACGUGGCCGUCCACAAGCGGGGGAUUGAACUCAUCCGGCCGGGUGCCAAGUGUUCCGAGAUUGCCCAAGAACUAAACGAAAUGUUUUCCCAGUUCGGCCUUCUGAAGUACCGCAUGUUUGGCUACGGUCAUUCCUUCGGUAUCCUCAGCCACUACUACGGGCGUGAGGCUGAUCUGGAGCUACGUGAGGAUAUAGACACAGUACUGGAGCCUGGCAUGGUUGUGUCUAUGGAGCCCAUGGUGACCAUCCCCGAGGGCGAGCCAGGCGCCGGCGGCUACAGGGAACAUGACAUACUUGUCAUUAACGAUGACGGUACCGUAGAUGACAUCACUGGCUUCCCCUUCGGACCAGAACAUAAUAUAUUUAAGAAAUAAACCUUUGUUCAUUGA